This is a messenger RNA of Salmo salar (Atlantic salmon), 1126 nucleotides long. The record is from RefSeq and is a predicted model, not a curated record. Lineage: Eukaryota; Metazoa; Chordata; Actinopteri; Salmoniformes; Salmonidae.
CAAGCAUUUCGCUACACUCGCAUUAACAUCUGCUAACCAUGUGUACCUGACCAAUCAAAUUUCAUUUGAUGAACUAGCUGCCCAAUUCAAUACUGCUCUCCCUCAACUCUCUGGCCCCCGUCCAAACUAAACAAGUCUCCUUUUCCUCCCCCGGGUUUACCCCUGAACUCCGCGCCCUGAAGCAAGCUAGCCGCUGCCUGGAGCACCUUAGCAGGUAGUCUGGGCUCAAAAUGUCCACACUGAGGCCUAUAAACUCCACCUCUCCACCUACAGAAAUGCCUUCAGUGCUGCAAGGUCCACCUACUUCUCCAACAUCAUCAACAGCUCCAAUAAGAACUCCCAGACUACUUCAGCCCUGUGACAACAGCUUCUCUACUACCUCCAAGAUCACCAAAAUAAACUCAUCACUGAUCAUCAUCUCCCUCAGCUGCCCCACCCCGUCAGCCUCCCAGUCGUCACACCUAAAACCCGGCUGUCCGAAUUUGCUCCCAUUGACUCUCCCUAAAUCUCAAAACUCAUCAUGUCAUCCAAGAGUACAACUUGCUUCCUGGACCUUCUCCCCGCUGUUCUCAUCAAAGCCUGCUCUCUGUUUAUAUAUCACACACAUCGUCAACCUCUCCCUCACCCAUGUAACCGUCCCCUCCAACUACAAAACAGCUGCAGUCACCUCCAUCUUAAAAAAGCCAGGACUGGACACCACCAUCCUCAAUAACUUCCGCCCCAUUUCCAACCUCCCCUUUCUUGCUAAGACUCUGGAACAUACUGUUGCCUCCCAAUUACAAACUCACCUGCUAAUCAACAACCUGUUCGAGCCCCUCCAGUCUGGUCUCAGCCCCCUCCACAUUACUGAACCUGCACUCCUCAAAGUUGUCAAUGAACUCCUCACCUCUGCUGACGCUGGUGCCCUCAACAUCCUGAUUCUCCUGGACCUGAGUGCCGCUUUUGACGCAGUGAGACAUCAGAUCCUCCUUAUCAGGCUUGAGGGUCAAGGUGUUGAGGGAUUUGCACUGUCCUGGCGACAAUCAUACCUCACAAACCAGACCACUACAUCUCCCUCAAUGGCCACACCUCAGACUCAACUGACUCUGAGGUGUGGCCAAUGAGGGAUAGGGUGACCCCCAGGGCU